AUGUAUAUUAGGGUGAGUGGAAUAAAUAGGAUGGUAAGUAGGCAUGACCUCCGUAAGAUAUUUACAUUUAGGUCUCCGAUUUUCAAAGAGGUAUGUGAAUCUGUAAACGAACAGAUUUAUUUUUACAGUUUGCUGAGUGAUGUGUAUGCAGCAGAGCUGCUUAAUGGACAAUGCAUUCUUGAUGAUUUGAACGUUGAAUUUGUGAAAUUACACCUUGAGGAUGCUGAGUAUGCAAUAAUUGCACCAGAAGGAAGUACGUGCUGUUUGUGCAUAGUUUCUAGUGAGAUGCUUGCUGUUGAGGAAGUGGAGAGGUGUUUUGGGCAAUCAGCCAGGUGCUAUAUCCAAGAGAAAGGGCCCAAUAAGAUGUUUAGUGUGGUUGAGUUUAAUGAAAAAGUGGAAGUAAAGAAGCAUGCAGGGAUGGAAUGGGUGUUUGGUUUCGAGGCUUAUGCAUGCCAUGUUGUUUUUAAUAUGCUAUAUAAAUCAAAGGAGCUAUGA
This is a messenger RNA of Ordospora pajunii, 495 nucleotides long. RefSeq lists its product as uncharacterized. Lineage: Eukaryota; Fungi; Microsporidia; Ordosporidae. The transcript has a single exon. The record is from RefSeq and is a predicted model, not a curated record. Bases 1 to 495 code for a protein of 164 amino acids.